Paraphaeosphaeria sporulosa is the source of this 656-nucleotide messenger RNA. RefSeq lists its product as uncharacterized. Bases 398 to 553 code for a protein of 51 amino acids. NCBI's taxonomy places the organism in Eukaryota, Fungi, Ascomycota, Dothideomycetes, Pleosporales, Didymosphaeriaceae. The record is from RefSeq and is a predicted model, not a curated record. The transcript is spliced from 2 exons.
UGAAAUAGCUUCCAUUAGCGCUUUUUCCUAGCUGUUGAUUGCAGAAUAUUCCGCCCUCCCACCGAACGCCGAAGCGCUGGCCACCCUUCUUCCAUACAUCUGGUUCAAUACACCUUAGACGGUGGUGCUUUUAGCUGUUUCGCGUCGCGCCUUCCCUCAUACCCUUCUCAUACACUCUCUUUAGCCUUCUUUGGUGGCUCCGGCUACAUGGUCUCAGUCUUUCUCUCGCGUUAAUGUUUAUAAGCGUGGGGCAGCUUUCAUGGAGUCUCAGUCUUUCAUCAGUUUUAUAUACACUCUGUGACGUAUCUUUCAGAGGGCGGCUUUCAGGGGGUCUUUGGGUAAAAAGAAAAGUGGGGAUGACCUCGCGAAUGGUCACUCACCCCACAAGCGAAAAUCUAUGCAGACAAAAACAUACAACAGCGGGGAUUCUCGCGCCCUCACGGAUCGCAAUACUAAUCCGCCGGUACACUGCUUAUAUAUGGCUGAGCGGACGGGAAGCCUAGUUUUCAGUGUCCUAUGGUCGUAUGUGGGAAUCAUAGGCCAUAAUUGGUAGAGGAUUUUACAGCGUCUUAUGCGCCGCCACAGAUUGUCAGCAACGCCCUUUAACGCCAAAUUCACGAUGGGUUCCAGGUGUGCAACAGUUGCCGCGCUGAGGC